UUUUGACAUAAAUCUGGAACAGCAAUAGAACGAAAGUCGCGGGUGCCUGACGUGUUUAUUUUUUAUAAUAUGCUGAAUGAGAACGAAAAACUGAACAAAGAAUUCGAGGUUGCAGAGAGGAGAAAGGGCAGAGAUGGAGAAGGUGCACUUGUACGUGGAUCGACUGUCCCAGCCGUCACGGGCUAUCCUCAUUUUUUGCAUGGUAAAUAAAGUUGAUUUUGAAGAGCAUCUUAUAAACCUGGCAAAGCGUGACCAUAAACAACCUGAAUUUAAAGCUAUCAAUGCUUUGGGAUAUGUUCCAGCAAUUGAUGUUGGUGGUUUUAAGCUUUUUGAGAGCCAUGCAAUCUUGAGGUACCUAUGUUAUGCAUACCCUUGUGUUCAAGAUCACUGGUAUCCUUCUGAUCUUGCACAAAGAGCAAGGAUUGAUUCUAUCUUGGAUUGGCAUCAUUCAAAUUUGCGUCGGGGUUCAGCUGGCCUUGUUCUCAAUCGCGUACUAGGUCCUGCGCUGGGACUGCCCUUGAAUCCACAAGCUGCAUCUGAAGCAGAAAAUCUUCUGAAAUUAUCCCUUUCAAAGCUUGAAACAUUUUGGCUUCCAGGAAAUGACAGAUUUUUAACUGGCAGUUAUGAGCCAUCCAUUGCAGAUCUUAGUCUUGCUUGUGAAGUGAUGCAACUAGAGCUUUUGGACAGGAAUGAUAUUGAUAUGCUUCUAGGUCCUCGUGAGAAGGUCAGAAAAUGGAUUGAAAAGGUGAAGAAAGCAACAGAGCCUUACUUUGAGGAAGCCCAUGAUAAACUUUACAAGGCAUCCAUGAGACUUCAUGGGAACAAGCUCCAAGUUAAUUCAAAUGGAACUGCACUUGCACUUGACUCAUCAAGGAAAGCGCUAUCAUCAAAACUAUAGUGAGACAAAUAAAAGCUAGACAUGCUUUCAUUGCUUCUCAUAGACUGAUGGUCUCGUCGACGUCAUUAUAACUCAUUCAUUCAUUCUCAACCUGAAGUAUUAAACUUUCCCUCUAUACAAUUAUAUGAUUGUGCUAUAUAACCAUGGUAUUUAACCCUAAAAUCUGCUAUUUAACGAGCGAGGUGGGAUUCUGGAUGAAGUCAAUGUUUUGGUAAAUGGGAUUGUUUAUUCUUUAGAUGCCAAAGCACAUAAUCUAAAUUGUAAGCCUAUUCUAUGAUAUUAUGGUUAAAAUUUAAAGAUAAAAUUUGAGAAGAAUUAGAAGAUCUA
Molecule: messenger RNA, 1225 nt
Organism: Cryptomeria japonica (Japanese cedar)
Lineage: Eukaryota; Viridiplantae; Streptophyta; Pinopsida; Cupressales; Cupressaceae
Product: glutathione S-transferase T1
Exons: 7
Coding region: 134-898 (254 amino acids)
Source: RefSeq, a predicted model, not a curated record